This is a messenger RNA of Psammomys obesus (fat sand rat), 6463 nucleotides long. RefSeq names its product fucosyltransferase 11 (gene Pofut4). Bases 30 to 1511 code for a protein of 493 amino acids. Gene Ontology annotation, cellular component: Golgi membrane. Lineage: Eukaryota; Metazoa; Chordata; Mammalia; Rodentia; Muridae. Gene Ontology annotation, molecular function: alpha-(1->3)-fucosyltransferase activity. The transcript has 3 exons. The record is from RefSeq and is a predicted model, not a curated record.
CGUGGUGUCCGAGUGGGUCCGGUGAGAACAUGGCUGCUCGCUGCACCGAGACCGUGCUAGCCGCCCUGGGGGUGCUCAGUGUCUAUGCGGCCAGUAGCCCGGAAUCCCAGGCUGCGGGGAAGACGGGUAGGGAGGCAGAGUGGGAGGAGCCGUGGGACGGCACGGUUUUCCGGCCGCCGGCUGCGCUAGGCGCAGUGGGGGUGGCGCACGGGCCGGAGUCCUCGCCGCCAGGGAACGCGGAAACGGCGGACCUACCGGUGCUGCUAUGGUGGAGCCCAGGUCUGUUUCCGCACUUCCCAGGCGACUCGGAGCGCAUUGAAUGUGGGCAUGGCGCGUGCGUGGCGUCCCGGGACCGACGGGUGCGCGCCGACCCGCGGACGCGCGCAUUGCUCUUUUACGGCACCGACUUUCGGGCGGCUGACGCGCCCCUACCGCGCCUAGCGCACCAGAGCUGGGCGCUCCUGCACGAGGAGUCGCCGCUCAACAACUUCCUGCUGAGCCACGGCCCGGGCAUCCGCCUCUUCAACCUCACGGCCACCUUCAGCCGGCACUCGGACUACCCACUGCCGCUGCAAUGGCUGCCCGGAGCCUUCUAUUUGCGCCGCCCUGCGCCUCCGCUGCGGGAGCGCGCCGAGUGGCGGCGCCGCGGCUACGCGCCGUUGCUCUACUUGCAGUCCCACUGCGACGUGCCCGCAGACCGGGACCGCUACGUACGGGAGCUCAUGCGCUACAUCUCGGUGGAUUCCUAUGGUAAGUGCCUGCAGAACCGCGAGCUGCCCACCGAACGGUUACAGGACACAGCCACGGCCACCACCGAGGAUCCAGAACUCUUGGCCUUUUUGUCCCGCUAUAAGUUUCAUUUGGCCUUGGAAAAUGCCAUUUGCAAUGAUUACAUGACAGAAAAACUGUGGCGCCCCAUGCAUCUGGGUGCUGUGCCUGUUUAUCGUGGAUCACCUUCUGUGAGGGACUGGAUGCCCAAUAACCACUCCAUCAUCUUAAUCGAUGACUUUGAGUCCCCUCAAAAGCUAGCGGAGUUUAUUGACUUUCUGGACAAGAAUGAUGAAGAGUAUAUGAAAUACCUGGCAUAUAAGCAACCUGGGGGCAUCACCAACCAGUUUCUUCUGGACAAUCUGGAGUACAGGGAGUGGGGAGUGAAUGAUCCCAUGUUGCCUAACUACCUCAAUGGCUUUGAGUGUUUCGUCUGCGACCAUGAACUGGCUCGGCUGAAUGCCGAGAAAGCGCAUGCAUCCUCCCCUGGGGACAUUCCUUUCCCUGAGCCUCACAUUGCCCAGACCUCACACAUGAACUGUCCAGUGCCUGCUCCUGGCUUUGGCAAAGUCGAAGAGAUUCCUGAGAAUGACAGCUGGAAGGAAAUGUGGCUACAAGAUUAUUGGCAAGGUCUCUAUCAGGGGGAAGCUCUCACCACCAUGAUCCACAACAAUGAAACCCAGCAGAGGAAAUUUUGGGACUAUGUACAUCAGAUCUUCAUGGAAAGGAAUAAAAAUCUCUAAUUUCCCUUGCACAGUAGCCUUUAGCUUGGAAGACUUAAGGAGACGGCUUUACCAUUGCACCUAAGGCACAUCCACUGCCCACCUUUAGUGGAUGUUGUCCACUCUGGAGUGAUGUGUUUGCUGAUUCUGCUCUGCACCGGGGAUGGAGUGCUAGGCAAGUACUCCCACCUCUCUACCCGAAGGGAGUGGAGCCAGUAUCUCAGCUGUAGUAAGAGAGCUUCUCCUUAAAGAGAGACAGAAGCCAGAAGCAGCCAUUUCACUCAAGCACACUUCUCAUAGCUGUAGCCAUUUCAUCAUUUCAAAUAUGGGCAGGAUGGGUCAGGUUACGAACUAAAGCUUCCAUUAUUUAGUACCUGUAAAUAGUGUUCAUUCCUCAUUUUACUUUUCUUAUCAGUUAUAAUACUGGUGAAGAGGCAAAGCGGGGGUGGGGUAGGGCAGGUUAUUCUGCUUCUCUGCUUCUCUUUCUUUUGAGAUUGGUCUCACUGCAAGGCCCAGGCCACCCUCCAGCUCCUGGGCCUAACUGACCAUACUUGCCCUCGGCUUUUAAGUAGCUGGGGCUACAGGUGUACAGCACUAUGCCCAGCCCUGUACCCUUACUGUAUUGAGUUUGUAAUCCCACCACUAGGGGAGGCAGAGGCAGGCAGAGCUCUGAGUUCAAGGCCAGCAUAGUCUACAAAGCGAGACCGGGACAGCCAAAGCUACACAGAGAAACCCUGUUUCAAAAAAACAAAAAACAAACAACAAAAAAAACCUUGCAUUAUCUUUAAUAUCAAAUGUCUUUUAUUUUAAAUAGCUCUUUUUUGCUUGCUAUCUCCCGUAAACGUUGGGAAGAUGGACAAACAUUUCCAUCAUUCUUACUGCUUGGUUUUCUUGUUUAGGGUAUGUUCGGAAUUCCUUCUCUCAUGAACAGAUUAAUUAGCUAACAUAACACUGAUGUCAGUUCAGUGUAUUGCAAUAUUCUAGGGCUGGAUAGCUCCAUUCAAUUCAUUACUCAUAUUUUCUUACAUUCUUCCAGGCAACUGUAUGGUGCUGAGUCACUGGUUUUUGUGAUCCUGGGGAGGCAAGUUCUCUACCAGUUGAGUUAUAGCUGAUCCUAAUACUGAGAUUUCUUUCUUUUUUUUUUUUUUUUCAUUAAAGCUAGCCCCAAAUCCCCAAUUCAAACAGAUUGAAGAAGGCAAGGGAUUUAAAUCACCAUUAAGUGGCUAGCUAAAUGAAAACUUUAGGUUUGGGGCUGGUGAGAUGGCUCCACUGUUAAGAGCAUGGCUGCUCUUCCAGAGGGCACCCAUCCACAUAGCAGCAGACAACUAAAUCAAAUUCUAGGGGGGAUUUGAUCACUCUUGUGGCCUCCAUAGGCACCAGGGAGAAAUGUGCUGCACAGACAUACAUGUAGGUAAAACAACACCCAUAUAUGUACACAACAACCACAACCAUAGUUUUGGAGAUGCAGACCAGCUGCAUGCUGCUGUAGCUUGACCAGGACACAGGAGCUUUUGCUGGGGAUAUAGGAAAGAACACCAUGGACCUUAGACCUAUGCUUAUUGUAUUAGUUAAUUUUCAUUUGAAAAGUCAGCUUAUCAGCAUAUCUGACUAAGCUACAGAUAGCUGUGAAUCUAUAUAUAGAUAUGCAUGCAGUGUUAGAUGCUGUAAGCAGCCAGGCUUCAUAGUGACAUAUAAGGAUGUGACCAAGAACAGCUUUAACAUACAUGGAAGUAGAUUGCUACAGUUUUUGUUUUUGUCUUCCCAUCAGGUGUGUUUUGCUGGAGAUGGAUCCCAAGCCCUGUGCGUGCUAAGCAUUUGCUCAGGCUCUGCCUCUGAGUUAUGUCCCCCGACCUUUAUUUUGUUCUUUAGUAAAAAAACGCCUUCAUAGUAGCAUGGAGAUUGUUUAACCUGUUUUGUUUCUUGCAAAAAAGAGAGAAAGGUGUUUAAAAAACACCUUAGAUAUGUGGGUCCAUGAGUGCUAGGCUGGCUUGGGCUACAAUAGCACGACUGUCUCAAGAAAAGAAAAAACAUAAAAUUUUAUAGUAUAGAUGGGCAUGGUUGCACACUUUUAGUUUCAGUAGUCCAGCAUUGGGAGGCAGAGGCAGGUGGAUCUCUGUGAGUCUGAACAUCAUAGUAUUCCAGACCAGCCAGAGCUAUAAGGUGGGACACCCUGUUUCAAUAAAUAAAUAAAUAAAUAUAAACAAAUACCAUAGUACAAAAGAGUCAUAGAAGACCCUGUUUCCGAGGGCAUCGUCCAUUUCAGUGCAGGUGACGAUACCUAUAGCAGAGUAGCCACUACAGAGUGCAAGCCUAGGUCAGAGCUCAGAUGUCACCUUGCAAUGAGAAACGUGAUGGUUACACAGGAUGUAGGGUCCUCUCCAAUUCACCAGCUCGCUCCGUUAGCACUUUUAUUCACAAAGUGAGCCGGCUGUUUAUGAAUGGUUCUUGUUGGUCAGGCUUCCAGGUUUCCUCAGUGCUUCCCAGACACUCUUUUAUCCUUAUCAUUAUGUAAACAAUCAAAAGACCAGGACAAAUCAGGUGCUUCAUUUCCACAAGGGAAAGAGCUGUGAAUAACCACAGAGUAUUUACCAAAGAAAAAGCUUUACUUUCCAUAUGGGAAAAGCAGAGUGAAAUUUUUCCGGUUUGGGGCUCAGCUGCAGCGUAUACAGCAGCAAGCAUUUACUGCAGGUUUGGAGAGAAGUUUCUGAUAUAGUCUUUUAUGUACUACCAGAGUGGAGGGUAGGACACAAGGCUGAUGGCAAGUGUUACUAUUUUUUUUUAUUUCCAGUUUCAUCUUAUAUAAUAAACCUUUUUUUUUUUUUACAUAGUGUCUUCUACCUGGUUCCUUUUUUAUUAUACUUGUUUAUUAUGUGUGUGUGUGUGGUAGCUUGUAUUAUCCUGUGCAUGUGUAUGUCAGAAGACAACUUGGAAGAGUCAGUUUUCUUUCUACUAUGUGGUUCUAGGGACUGAAUUCACCCACUGAGUCAUUUUGCUUGCCUCUAUUUCCUUAUUUUUUUGGGUUGAGGAUGAUAAAAUUUGUGACUUGGAAAAUAAAAAAACAAACCAAAACAGUGGUAAACAUUUAUCUACUAUUUUUCCUUUUUUGUUUCAUCAUUUUUAGUUCAUUUAAAGGAAAAUGAUUUUUUUUUUGUUGUUUGUUUCUUUGAAGCAGGGUCAUGGUAUGAACCCCUUGCUUACCUGAUGCUCAUUAUGUAACUUAGGCAGGCUUCAGACUCCCAAUUUCUUGGAUCACAGGUGUAUGCCACAUUUGGCCUAACAAUAUUAAUAAUCAAUGGUACAGGUAGAAAUGAGCCCUUCGAAGUGGAUGAUGGAAACCAAAUCUUAAGUAGAAGAGCCAGAGACACGACACCAAAUUGUUGUUGAGACAGGGUUUCUCUAUGUAGCCUUUGCGGUCCUGGACCCAUUUGUAGACCAGGCUGGCCUUGAACUCGCAGAGAUCUGCCUGCCUCCGCUUCCCAGAGUGCAGGAAUCACAGGCGUGCGCCACCGUUUCUAGCCUCCAGAAACACUCAUAAGCACGGAGCUACCUCUCCAGCCUGAGCCACUGUUUUAAAGUAGGUGUUGGGGUAGGUAAGGUCACAAACAUUCAAUUCACACUGUGACGGGUGUUGGUAGGGUGUGACAAGAGGCCACUCUUCGGUAUGAACUGAGUGUUAAUCCUGAGAUUCCCCAGAAAAACCAACUCUACCAUUUUGGGCCAAAUUUCAAGUAAGCUUUUUAAAUAUUAAAUACUGACCAAGAAAUGGACUUUGGUGGGGGCCGUUUCCCACCGGACAGUGGCCUCAACCCAAGGCACGUGACUCAAGAAGAAAAGCCAUCCAUGUAGGUCAUCAAGGGAGAAUUCCAAACAUCUGUGGAAAAUAAUUUCAACACAAGUGUACCCAUGCAAGUACAUCUUGCAUGUAGACAUUAUAUUAAAAACUACCUGAUUGUUGGAUUCCGCUUCCAUUAGCAUAAAUGUUUUGGGAGUUCAUUUGCAAAUGCCAUAGGAAUCCGUAGCACAACCUCGGUUCUCUGUCAUUUUUUUUUUUUUUUUCGAGGCAGGGUUUCUCUGUGUAGCCUUGGCCGUCCUAGACUCGUUUGUAGACCAGGCUGGCCUCGAACUCUGCUGGAAUUACCGGUGUGUACCACCGUGCCCGGCUGGAUUCGGUUUUUAAAAAUAGCUGAAAGUCAAACAGUAAGUCUGAUAAAUCAGCCACAGCAGGAGGUCCAUAAAUGGGAAUGAUCUAAAUGAAUGUAAUGACGUUAAGUGUUAUGUACGUUAUACAUGUCAUAACCCUCACCCCACAGUGCGGUCACGCCAAAGGAGUAAACAGCAGCUACACAGCAGUUUUAAGAGUAACCACUCUUUUGUUUAAUAUUUAUUUUGUUUUCUCGCGACAGGGUUUUUCUGUAUAAUCUUGUCUGUCCUGGAACUCACACUGUAAACCAGGCUGGCCUUGAACUCACAGAGAUCCUCUUUCCUCUGCCUCUCCAGUGCUGGGAUUAAAGACGUGCCGCCACGCCCGGCAAAAGCAAUCAUUCUUACAGAUUUGUUAAAACAAAAAUCCUUUCCAACCCAACAUCCUUAACUCCAGCCCCCGGGGUUCCGACGCCUUCACCAACGCAGCAUUCACGUGGCCUCCACACGGAGACGCCAAACAAGUCGCAGCCUCGGACGUGGAGCCCACGCGUCCGCCCCCGACCCGAGCCGGCAAAGGGACGGCGCACACCCUAGAGCACGGUAACCUGGCCGCGGCUGCCGACCCGCCGGGGUUUGAGCCGACCCGCUCGGCGGAGUCAGGAUCAGGAAAGCGCGCGCACAGCUGUCGGUGCACUCCUAGCGCGUUAGGGUCAGGAGGGGUCACGCACGCCGCGGAGGCUACUGGGAACGCUGUGCAAAAUGGCGACUCCCAGUUUACGAGGCCGCCUGGCGCGAUUGGGGAACCCGAAAAAACCUGUCCUGAAACCCAA